ACACUUUCUUGGGUUCUCAGUUUGAGCAAGGUAAAAACGACGUCGUUAGCGUAGAUGAUACUCUAGUUAUACAGAAGAGUAGAAACCGUUCUCACUAGGAGUUGGAGAAGGUGGAACCAGUUGUGGUUUUCUCCUCCGUCGUCGUCGUCGAAUCAAGGGUUCAGGGAUAGCGAAUUUUGAGAGUGAUGGAUUUGUCGACGGUGACGGCGGCGUUGGCAUCGAAAUCGUACGACAAGGUUGCUGAUAUCUGCGAUAAUCUCAUGCUUCAGGUUGCAACAGAUGGCAUUGGUUACCAUGACGACUGGCCCUACGCCAUUCAUCUUCUCUCUCACUUUUAUGUGAAUGACAUCAAUAGCGCUCGUUUUCUUUGGAAAUCAAUACCUUCCUCAAUCAAAGAAAACAAGCCUGAAGUCACUGCUGUGUGGAGGAUUGGCCAGAAGCUUUGGUUGCGUGACUAUGCUGGAGUGCAUGAGGCAAUUCGCGGCUUUGACUGGAGCCAGGAACUCCAAGGAUUUGUUGCUGCUUUCUCAGAACUUUACACAAAGGAGAUGUUUCAGCUGCUCCUCUCUGCCUAUUCUACAAUAAGCAUUGCAGAUGCUGCUUUAUUUUUGGGAAUGAAUGAGGAUGAUGCUACAAGUUAUGUACAACAGCAAGGUUGGACUGUGGACUCUGCGUCCCGGAUGCUUACGGUGAAGAAGCAACCUGUCGUGACAGAGCAGAAACUAGAUCCUAGUAAAUUGCAGCGAUUGACAGAAUAUGUCUUCCAUCUCGAGCAUUGAAGCUUUCAAUCUUGUGAAGGAAUUGAACGAUUUAUUUUCUGAAGUCUUCCUUUUGAGUCUGAUAAAUCUUACUUUUUAUGUUCUUCAAAGUGCAUGGAAGUGUGUACAUUCUGUUUCAUAAUUUUGGAUUAUGUGAAAUUCGCCUAAUUAGCUCAUAGCCUCAGUAGUUACUGAACAUGCCACUCUCUUGUAAUAGUGGAACAGAUAACUUUUAUAUUUGCUUAUUAUACCUGCUUUUGAGAAAUAAGUGUCUGUAUAUUCUGAUUUGUGCUGAA
This is a messenger RNA of Lotus japonicus, 1054 nucleotides long. Its product is annotated as COP9 signalosome complex subunit 8. Gene Ontology annotation, cellular component: COP9 signalosome. The coding region runs from base 186 to 779 and encodes 197 amino acids. The record is from RefSeq and is a predicted model, not a curated record. The transcript has 6 exons. Lineage: Eukaryota; Viridiplantae; Streptophyta; Magnoliopsida; Fabales; Fabaceae. Gene Ontology annotation, biological process: protein deneddylation; COP9 signalosome assembly.